AUGAGUUUAUUAAUGAAAUUAAGGAAGAAUAUCAAUUAAGAGGAACAUAAAUGUAGCCCUGUUACAAAAACGAUAUGCAAACUCAGUAACAUAUAUAUUGAUAUAUUUAUCAGAGUAAAGAGAUACUCAACAUUAAAUUUCAAAUAAAGUUGUUCUUCCUAUUCUUACGGUACCUAGGCCCCUUUCUACAUUUAUUAAAUCAGCAGUUGAAUUAAAAUUAGCAUUGUCAUGUUCACAGGAGCGUUGUUUAGGCGGUUUAAGAGAAAAUCCUUGCACAUACAAUUAUAAAGUUUGUAGAGUUGAUCAAUAUGCUGACUUGUUCUUUUUUAGCUUAGAACAAUAUGAUAGAGAUUAAUUCUCAAAGUAAUAGGUAUGUUAGCUUAUAAAAAACAUGAAUGAUCAAUAUAGUGAGUAAGCAUUAGAAUGUGUCGAAAAUAGAUUUAAGAUUCUUGACAAUUUUAAAGAUUAAACAUUACUAUCAGAAAAUGAAUUACUUGAAUUAGAAAAAAUAGUAUCUCAAUAUCCUUUCUAAUGCACCAUCUAAAAUGUUAAUCAGCUCAAUAGUGUCUUAUCAUAAAGAAUUUUAAAUUAAAAAUUCUUGGAUGUAAUGGGUAUAACAAAAGAUAUGAUGUUUGACCAUUUAAAGGAAACUCAAGCUUUACCAACUAUUUUCAAUUUGGAUGGAACCUUAAAAAAUUGGUGCGAACUUGCGAAAUAUUCUGUUGAAGGAAGAGAAUACUUUGAUUUUUAUUUAAAUACCUAUGAAGGAGCCCAAUACAAAUGUAAAGUUGAAUAGAAAUAGAUUUUUAAAUAAUCAUCUCUAGACCCAAAUUAAAUUAUAUUUAUAGAGUUCCGAAUUAUUCAUAUUGAUCCCUCCUCAAUGAAAAGUUUGUAUAGGUAGGAAAGAAUUCUAAAAAAUCAUGCUGAAUAUUUUAAUCUGAAGAAUAGUGAUUUAGUUUUAAAUUAAUUUAAAACUUAAACCAACUAUUUGGAUGCCAAAAAUUACAAAAUAACAAGACCUUGUGGACAUAAAAAAAUUGAUAAAAUAAUUCCAUCUUGA
Molecule: messenger RNA, 1060 nt
Organism: Paramecium octaurelia
Lineage: Eukaryota; Ciliophora; Oligohymenophorea; Peniculida; Parameciidae
Source: the annotation of a GenBank genome assembly